This is a messenger RNA of Vigna unguiculata (cowpea), 947 nucleotides long. RefSeq names its product citrate-binding protein-like. NCBI's taxonomy places the organism in Eukaryota, Viridiplantae, Streptophyta, Magnoliopsida, Fabales, Fabaceae. The record is from RefSeq and is a predicted model, not a curated record.
AACAUUGGGGGAAAAAGAAGUAACCAUCUUCAUCUGCAGCAAUGGUGUCCCACCCCAUUUUCCAUCAAACCCUUGUGUUAUUUCUCCUCUGUGUCACAACUCUUUCCUUGGUUGCUGCCGAUCCCACAGAUGGCUUCACCCAACUUUCAUUAACUAGUUCCAACUUUCAGGUCCAAAAGCCUUAUGAUGUUUCACAAGGCGACCGUUACACCUUUAUAAAUGGAGUGCACAGACUUUGGGUAUACAACUCAGACAAGCCUCACACCACUACCAGCCAAACAGCACCACGAACUGAGAUUCGUAUCACGGGGUACGAUUAUACAUCUGGUGUGUGGCAAUUUGAAGGGCAUUUCUACGUCCCCAGUGGCACAACCGGGACAUGCAUCCAACAAGUGUUCGGUGGAGCCACCCAUGCCACAACCUCUCAGACUAGGGUCUAUGGUGGAUCUCUCACUCACUACCAGUCAACUACUCUACAACAAAACAUCUAUAAUAAGUGGCACCGUUUCAACGUCAUCCAUGACGUGGGUGCCAACAACGUGAAGAUUUAUAUCGACGGGAUCCGGAAAUUUAAUGGAAAUGGUCGUGGAGCCGGCGUUCACUACAUGAAGUUUGGGGUUACGCACAGGAAGGUGCUUCCCCCUAUAUGGAAUCUCGAUGGAGGGAUAUCAAGCUUUUUAGAAGAUAUUAGAGAUUGAAUUAGCUUUUGUUUCAGUUCCAAGUUCUAUAAUAAGGCAAGCAAAGAACUUGUUUAAUUAGUUAUGUGAUCCUAAAUAAUUUACUUGGACUGAGAGAAGCAAUGUUUAGAAAUCCAUAUCCUAAUCCUAGGUUACCCAUCUACCUCGUCAUUGGUUGUUAUAAUCUUGUAGUGGUGUCCGUUGUCCUUUCAUACUUAUACUUCAUAUUAACCGUUGCGAGAAACUAUUUACUCGUCAUUUAAAACUUCC